AUAACUACUCAACUCGGAGCCUGAGAGCGCACGGUGGCAGUUGUUGGCAAGAAGGAACUGGUCUGGUCACACUUACUAGGCUUGUGCAACUGACUCUCCAGAGAGACACUCGGUGACCACCCGGCUUCGAAUCCCGACUCACAUCGAAAGGCUUCUCCCAGUGUACAACUUGAAGCCCAUCCUCAGUGCUUGGAAUCCAACAGCGCCCAGAGCAGGAUCCGUUGGCCUUCCAGGUUUUCGACUCCAGCGGUCACCCAACAAUGGCCUCCAUGGGGCUGCAGGUGAUGGGCAUCGCCCUGGCGGUGCUGGGCUGGCUGGGGGCCAUUCUGAGCUGCUCGCUGCCCAUGUGGCGCGUGACGGCCUUCAUCGGCAGCAACAUCGUCACGUCGCAGACCAUCUGGGAGGGCCUGUGGAUGAACUGCGUGGUGCAGAGCACCGGCCAGAUGCAGUGCAAGAUGUACGACUCCCUGCUGGCGCUGCCGCAGGACCUGCAGGCCGCCCGCGCCCUCAUCGUCGUCUGCAUCAUCGUGGCCGCGGUGGGCGUGCUGCUGUCCGUGGUGGGAGGCAAGUGCACCAACUGCGUGGAGGACGAGACCGCCAAGGCAAAGAUCAUGAUCGGGGCAGGCGCGGUUUUCCUGCUGGCCGGGCUGCUGGUGAUGGUGCCUGUGUCCUGGACGGCGCACAACGUCAUCCGCGACUUCUACAACCCGCUGGUGGCCUCGGGGCAGAAGAGGGAGAUGGGCGCUGCGCUCUACGUGGGCUGGGCUGCCUCUGGCCUGCUGCUGCUCGGCGGGGCUCUCCUCUGCUGCAACUGCCCCCCUCGCACCGACAAGCCCUACUCUGCCAAGUACUCUGCUGCCCGCUCGGCUCCCGCCAGCAACUACGUGUAAGGUGCCGCUGCUCGGCUCGUCUCGCCUCUUCGGCUUUGUUUUCUCCGCGCCGGGCUCAGUGCCGCCUGACUCCAGAGGGGCCCUGGCACGCGCUGCGGGCUGUUGGCUGCUGGGGGCUGGGUAAGCAGGAGCUAAGCUAAGCUAAGUGGCUAGCUGGCAGCCCUCGGCCCCCUCCAGCCCUCUCGGACACCUGCUUGCAGCCCGUUCUCACCAGCAAGGAUGGAUGUCGCGACUGCAGCGCCACCCUCCUCCGAAUGCCCCUUAGACAGGGAGAUGGCAGAAGCAACUGGGUGGCAAGGGAGUGGGGAGCUGGCUCCUGCUGGCCAGGACAGCUCAGCCCUGACUUUGAGCUCUGCCUCUGAGUGGGUGCCUUGGUCGUGCUGGGGUUGGACACUGUCCCCUUGUGAAUCUUCUCCACUCCUUCUGACACCUCCCCGCGACUCCAGCUCUUCUCACUUCUGUCUCCCUGCACCCAGCACUGUUGGUCCUGGGCAGAUCCUGAUGUAAUGGCAGGUGAGUAGGUGGGUCAGCGAGGGCCCCUUGGGCUGUGCUUUGCCCAUGGCCAUAAUGCUGGGACCUUGCUCACCCACCUGCCCUGCCAUGGUGCUGCUCAGAGUGGAUAGACGGGUUUGGAGGGGAGGAGUGAAGGUGGUACAAACUGGUUUGGGUAGUGGAGGGGGAGGGGGCCAGUGAGGCAGGCCAGGCUGCUCCCACCCCUUCCUGUCCCCACCCAGGUUCUGCCUUGGUAAAAGGACCCCAGGCCCCUUGAGACUGGCCCCCUUUGACUUCUCUGCUCCUGCGAUGGACAAUAGCCAGCCUGGGGUGGGUGAGCUGGAACAGCCUCAGCCCAGGAAGCCCUGGGGCUUUCCCUGCCUUCUACAUGGCUUUUAUUUUGUAAUUUAAGCUCAGCACUGUAAUUAUUAUUAUUUUCUACAAUAAACAGGACUUGUGUACAGGAAA
Molecule: messenger RNA, 1850 nt
Organism: Tupaia belangeri chinensis (Chinese tree shrew)
Lineage: Eukaryota; Metazoa; Chordata; Mammalia; Scandentia; Tupaiidae
Gene: CLDN4
Product: claudin 4
Exons: 1
Coding region: 261-890 (209 amino acids)
Cellular component (GO): membrane; bicellular tight junction
Molecular function (GO): structural molecule activity
Source: RefSeq, a predicted model, not a curated record